AUGGCUAGGUUCAGCCUAGAUAUAGUUGUUCUUUCUGAAACGAAGAAGAAAGGGAGAGGAAGUGAACAUCUCGACAACUUCCUUCACUUCUGGUCUGGGAUAGAUAAGGCAAAACGAGCUCAAGCUGGAGUAUCGGUACUGAUUGCGAAAAUAAUAUCUAAAUUUUACAAGAAUUACAACGCUGUCAACGAAAGAAUAGUAACUGUCACCUUGACCAUUUUCGGAUUGGAAACCGUAAUAAUAGGUACUUAUGCGCCCACAGAUGAUUCAAACCAAGCGGAAAAAGACUCUUAUUAUGCUGCACUCUCAAAAGUCCUCACAGAAAUAAAACCGAGCCAGGAAGUCUUAAUCAUGGGAGACCUUAACGCAAGAAUUGGUAAGAAAGAAGAUAGUAAAGUGGUUGGAAAACACGGUGAGGACGUCCUUAAUGAUUCUGAGAGAGGUUAA
Messenger RNA from Sitophilus oryzae (rice weevil), 447 nucleotides. RefSeq names its product craniofacial development protein 2-like. The transcript has a single exon. Lineage: Eukaryota; Metazoa; Arthropoda; Insecta; Coleoptera; Curculionidae. Gene Ontology annotation, molecular function: catalytic activity. The coding region runs from base 1 to 447 and encodes 148 amino acids. The record is from RefSeq and is a predicted model, not a curated record.